AUUGUAUUAACACAAAGGUAUAGAGAAGGCCGAGAUAUUGUAAUGUGAGGACGAAGAGUGGGCGCCAUUGGAGAAGCACAAGGACCCAAUUCUUACCUGUCAAAAGUCGUCCUCUUUACAUUUAAAGGGUCCCCAAUUUCCAACCACCCUUAUAAACCAAGCCCAUAGCCCAUACUUCUCUAACCUCGCGUGUUCUUCAUUACCACUCUCUCACGAGCAAAAUUGUGCAAUUCCCUUCUUGUAAUUUAUGUUUCUCUUGCAAAUCAUUCGGCAAAAUGAACUGAUACAUGGGUAAAGCCAGCAGAUGGUUACGUUCGCUUUUGGGCUCCAAGAAAUCUCCGUCGUCGGCAUCAUCGCCGGCGGCGAAAGAGACAAAGAGUAAGAAGUGGGGUCUUGGGAAAUCAUCUAAUGGUAGUGGGAGAAGCAUUGUCGGAGGUGCGGGAGCAGAGAUUGUUAAUUAUGGGAUUGAAGAGCCAACCGCGAGACCCUACGCUGAAGCGUUGGACGCGAACAAGCACGCGAUAGCGGUGGCAGCAGCCACUGCGGCGGUUGCGGAGGCUGCUUUAGCGGCGGCUCAAGCGGCGGCCGAAGUCGUUAGGCUGACAAGCGGUAGUAGGUCCGCAAAGGCUUAUGUCAGUAGCAGCACUGACCGCCGCCGUGAAUGGGCUGCCGUUAAAAUUCAGUCUGAAUUUCGAGCUUACCUGGCUAGAAGGGCAUUGAGGGCACUGAAAGGACUAGUGAAACUGCAGGCAUUAGUCAGAGGUCGUAUUGUGAGGAAACAAAGUGCAGAUAUGCUCCGACGUAUGCAAGCCAUGGCUCGAAUCCAGGCUCGAGCUUCUGCUAACCGGACUAUAACUUCAGAUCCUCCUUAUUCCAGCAUCAAAGCUUCACGAUUUGAGCAUCCUGGCAUUGCAACUCCGAGAAAAUAUGAUCCACAACAGUAUUCUUUCAAUUGCAAAUACCAUGGGCCAACCCUGAAGAAAUCUGGUUCUAAAUUGAAUGCACAUGAGAGCUACGGUCAGGAUAGAUCGCAUUUGGCUUCCCAGUGGAUACAUCACUGGAUGGAGGAAUGUGCAACAAAUGGCUACGGAGACAUUUCCCUGCAAAAAGGUGUUGGAGAUCAAGAUGAGAGCACUGACAAGAUACUUGAGAUAGACACAUGGAAACCUCGCCUAAACCCCAAAACAAGUGAGAAAAACUCUCACAAUUCACAUUAUUUUUCAUCUUGGAACGAUAAUGCACAGGGAACGAGAACUGUCAACUCCAUAUCAAGGCAUUUGGCAAACCAUAUGAAACCAAAUCCUAGUAUAUCUUCAGGGGAAGUUUCAUCUUUAAAGUCACUGGCAUUUUGUCAAGAAACUGAGCAGUCAGCGGCGUGGACUGUUGAGCGCAGCCCCGGCGUGCACUCCACAUUGUCCAGACCAGGGAGUAGCAGUAGAAGAGGCCCUUCUCCUUCGAGGAGCGAGUGCUCAAGAAGCUUGUUCGGGGAGUACCCAGGUCACCCCAACUAUAUGUCUAAUACAGAAUCAUACCUUGCAAAACUUAGGUCGCAUAGCGCACCCAGGCAAAGAUUGCAGUUUGAGAAAGUUGGUUCGAGAAAGCAAGUUGAUGGACUUGUGGAUGCAGAUACAAAUUCAGAGAAGAGUUGGAGAUCACUUGGUAACUUUAGGAGCAAAGCAAAACCAGGAUCAGGUCGCUCAGACAGAGUAGGGACACCUGAUCAUCAAGGUGCUGUCCGUUUCAGCUCCCCCUUCGGCUUGAGACAGUAGAGAUGCUUCCUUUGACAAUUGCGAAGCAAUUUAGUCAUGCUGUACAAAUUGUAAUACUAGUAAAAAUCAGUCUUGGUCUCAAUGUGACCAGAGGUAAGUACUUGCCAAGUUGAUGCAAGACUUGUGUCUGUAGAGUGAAAAAUAACGGGUUUGCAGUUAAUUAUCUUGUUUGAUGCUUGUCUAGGUAUGUCUUCUGUUAAUUUGUUAAUGUUGCUUGUUACAACAUUUGAUAAAAUGUACCAUUUUACCGUCACUUGAAAGUUGUGGACUUGUAAAAAUGUUAGUUUUGCA
Molecule: messenger RNA, 2060 nt
Organism: Nicotiana attenuata
Lineage: Eukaryota; Viridiplantae; Streptophyta; Magnoliopsida; Solanales; Solanaceae
Exons: 4
Coding region: 288-1769 (493 amino acids)
Molecular function (GO): protein binding
Source: RefSeq, a predicted model, not a curated record